AUCAGCUGUGUCCAAUCACAGCUGAUCACAUAGCAUUGAUGAUCAGUGUGCCCUGAUGAUCUGUGUAGCCCCGGCAGCUCCACCUGUCAGUGUCCAUCAGUGCCAGCUCUCAGUGCUCAUCCAUGCCACCUGCCAGUGCCCAUCAGUGCCACAUCAGUGCCGCAUUUCAGUGCCCAUCAGUGCCACAUCAAUGCCACACAUCAGUGCCCAUCUGAGCUGCCUUUCAGUGUCACCCAUCAGUGCCAGUCAGUGCCACAUAUCAGUGCUGCAAAUCAGUGCCACCUAUCAG
Messenger RNA from Staurois parvus, 289 nucleotides. The record is from the annotation of a GenBank genome assembly. NCBI's taxonomy places the organism in Eukaryota, Metazoa, Chordata, Amphibia, Anura, Ranidae.